AUGAGCGAACCAGCAGAAGUUGAACAAUUUGCUUUCCAAGCUGAGAUAUCUCAGCUUAUGUCAAUUAUUAUUAACACCUUUUAUUCGAAUAAAGAGAUUUUCCUUCGUGAAUUGAUAUCAAAUUCUUCUGAUGCUUUAGAUAAGAUCCGAUAUGAGUCACUUACUGAUCCUUCGAAACUUGAAACUGGUCGUGACUUGUAUAUUCGAAUUAUUCCUGAUAAAGAACAUAACGUACUCAUCCUCCGAGAUACUGGUAUCGGUAUGACAAAGGCAGAUUUAGUAAAUAAUCUUGGUACUAUCGCCCGUUCUGGUACAAAGGCCUUCAUGGAAGCUUUACAAUCCGGUGCCGAUAUUUCUAUGAUCGGUCAAUUUGGUGUGGGUUUCUAUUCCGCAUACUUAGUUGCUGACCGUGUACAAGUUAUCACCAAACACAACGAUGAUGAACAAUAUAUUUGGGAAUCAGCUGCCGGUGGUUCAUUCACAAUUGCACGUGAUACAGAAAAUCCUCCACUUGGACGGGGUUCAGAGAUUCGACUCUACUUUAAGGAAGACCAACUUGAAUAUCUUGAAGAACGCAAGAUAAAAGAUAUUGUUAAAAAACACUCCGAAUUUAUUGGUUAUCCAAUUCAACUUGUUGUCGAAAAGGAAAUUGAGAAAGAAGUUGAAGAUGAAGAGGAGGUCAAGGAAGAAGAGGACAAAGAGGACAAGGAAGACGAAAAAAGCGAAGAUCAGAAACCAAAAAUUGAAGAAGUGGAAGACGAAGAAGAAAAGAAGGAAAAGAAAACGAAGAAAAUUAAAGAGAAAACAAAAGAAACCGAGGAACUUAACAAGACAAAACCGCUUUGGACUCGUAACCCUGAUGACAUCACAAAUGAAGAAUAUGCUUCAUUCUAUAAAUCCCUCUCUAAUGAUUGGGAGGAUCAUUUGGCUGUUAAGCACUUCUCUGUUGAAGGUCAACUUGAAUUCCGUGCAAUCCUCUUCGUUCCUCGUCGUGCUCCAUUCGAUCUCUUCGAGACAAAGAAGAAACGCAACAAUAUCAAAUUAUAUGUUCGUCGCGUCUUUAUUAUGGAUGAUUGUGAAGAUUUGAUUCCGGAAUACCUAAACUUCGUUAAGGGUAUUGUGGAUUCUGAGGAUUUACCUCUCAACAUUUCUCGUGAAAUGCUUCAACAAAAUAAGAUUCUUAAAGUUAUUCGUAAAAACAUAGUAAAAAAAUGUAUGGAACUCUUCUCAGAAAUUGCGGAAGACAAAGACAACUUUAACAAGUUUUAUGAAGCCUUUGCAAAGAAUCUCAAACUCGGUAUUCACGAAGACUCGCAGAACCGCGCUAAACUAGCAGAAUUUCUUCGGUAUUUUUCUACAAGAUCUGGAGAAGAACUAACGUCUCUUAAAGAUUAUGUUACUCGUAUGCCAGAAAAACAAAAAGACAUUUACUACAUUACUGGUGAAAGUCGUCAAGCCGUAGAGAAUUCACCUUUUGUUGAAGUGCUUAAGAAGAGAGGUUAUGAAGUAUUACUUAUGACUGAUCCAAUUGACGAAUAUUCUUUCGAGGAUCUAUGUAAACAAAUCAAAGAAAUUCUCGGAGAUAAAGUUGAAAAGGUCCUUGUUUCAAAUCGUAUCUCGGAAUCGCCCUGUGUUCUCGUCACAGGUCAAUAUGGUUGGUCUGCCAACUUUGAACGUAUCAUGAAAGCACAGGCGUUGAGAGAUUCUAGCAUGGCUUCUUAUAUGGCUUCCAAGAAGAUUAUGGAAAUCAAUCCUUGCCAUCCAAUUGUCAAGUCGCUUAAGGCUAAAGUAGAAGCUGACAAAAACGAUAAAACCGUUAAAGAUCUUACGUGGCUUCUCUUUGAAACCUCACUUUUACAAUCUGGUUUCACUUUGGACGAACCAUCAUCAUUUGCUGGAAGAAUUUUCAAGAUGAUCAAGCUUGGUCUUGAUAUUGGCAGUGAUGAAACCGAAGCAAUGGAAACUGAGGAAAUUCCCACUCUUGUUGACUCGUCCGCUGCGGAAGCUUCUCAAAUGGAAGAAGUUGAUUAG
This is a messenger RNA of Funneliformis geosporum, 2031 nucleotides long. The record is from the annotation of a GenBank genome assembly. Lineage: Eukaryota; Fungi; Glomeromycota; Glomeromycetes; Glomerales; Glomeraceae.